AUGUGGGUGAUCUCUGGCCCGUUCGACGGGGUCCAGGAGGGCGUCAAGGAGAAGUUACUAAAACCUGGAACAACUUAUAUCGUUGGACGUGCCAAGGCCGGACAGAGCAUGCUGAACCGAAUCAACUUGGAACAAAAAUCGAUUAGCCACGAACAUGUUGAAAUCGUUGUCGGAAAUUACGAGAUUGACGAUGUGCCAGACUCCCAAGCAAAACCUGUUGUCCAGUUGACUUUAAAGCGCGAGAAGGAUAUCAUAGUUUCGAAUCAGCGAGUUACCAAGGGCAUGGUGUUUGAUCUGGAAGCCGGGUCGGAAAUUGCGUUGACGAACAAAAUCUCGAUUUACGUGCUCUGGAAGCCAGUGGUCGUUGUCAAUGCAGACAAUCGAGUGAAAAAAGAGAGAAUGAGGGAGAUUGCGGCUUCAGCGGCCAAGAUAGGUAUAACCGUGUCGAAAACUUGGAGGGAUGAUGCCACCCAUUUCGUUACCCCUUCGAUUAACAUGUCACGACGGGUCCUACACUCGCUCAUGCUCGGAAUACCAUUGGUGGAUCUAAAUUGGCUUGAGGAACUAUUUCGCCGUGGUAACACUUUAACUGUUGAAUCAGAACCAGAGGAGAAUGGUGUGGUAGCACUUGAAUAUCAUUUUCUUCUUCCGAACGAGCCAGACUUUCGUCCAAAAUUGGUCAAGCCUGACGAUGAAGACGAAGACAUCACGCAAUGGCCUCUUGAGCUAUGGGAUGCUAAUCCGGCGAGAAGGACAAUUUGGGAUGGACUACAGUUUCAUUUCUUUUGCGACGAUACAGUUCCAACGGAAUGGACAGAUCAAGUUCAACUGGGAGGAGGUACUUUCAAGACUCAUAACUACAACCCCGAAAACCUAGGAGAGGCGGUCACCACGGCGGAAGAAGCUAAACUUCUUUUCCAAAAGAUUAGACUUGAGGCCGAAAAGUUGAGCGGAGUUGCCUGUAUGAAGUCACCUGUGGUGAUAGUCAUCAAACCGUCCGAAUUGACAGGACUACUUGGCGAAACGAUGUGGACCUUCUAUCGAGAAGGAAUGAAGGCAAAUGGCUUCAAAUCUGUUGCUCCCAAAGACAUCACGUUGGCAGUCCUCCGAAUGGAUGCGAAAUCUAUUGAUUGUGGUCUAGAAACAUUUGGAUCUUCAACGGUCCUCGCACAGCCCAAGAAGAGCACAAUGCCGAAUCCAUCUUUCUCCAGUAUUGUUCCGCCAAGCCACACUGGUGAUGCAUCUGCUCCAGGACUGCCAUCAGUCAUAACCACAUCCGCGUCCAGAGCCCCGGAGCCAUCUGAAGCUCCUAUGCCUGAAGCACGCAGGCCCAGGCCCCUAAAGAAACUUCGACCGAAAUCUCAAGAACGCUCGGAGAUGCCACCACCUGAACCUGUCACGGAGGAAGCGUUUCUCGAAACGACAGAGGAUAAACAUGACCAAGCGUCCGAAGUUUCUCGGCCACGACCACUUAAGCGACGAGUGAAAACAACUACUGUUGCAGAAGCGCUUGGAUUGGACAACUCUAGUGCAUCGAUAACUGCAAUAAUACCCCUUGAAGAAGAACUUAAACCUCAAUUACCUCGGGCAGAAGCCAAAAAGCCGCAGAGACUGAACAGGCCUCCAUCCUCGAUUACCCUUCACGAGGGCUCUGAGAUAGCCGCAUCCUCUACAUCGCGACCUAAUCGACUCAAACGGCGAGCCGAUGUUUUGGCCGAGCGUACUACUACUGCGCCAACGCCUGUAGAAAUUGAUAUUCCACAGGCACCUGCCCUUAAACGAUACCGUCAAUUAUUUGAAGGAGUUGAACGAGCAGCUUCCUCUGUCGUUGAAGUUGAUGAGGGUUCAACCAUUAGUGCUGCUGCCUCCAACCAACCUUUCCAGUCCUUAGUAUCAGCAGAUGAUACUAAGAAACGAAAAUCCGCAGAUCGAGAUGAUGUGGACGUGGAGGAUGUCACUCGCGUUAAGCGGCGUGUCCUGGCUUCUGGGAUCUCUCAACAAUAUAGCCAUUUGGACCAGAACACUACCACCAGUGAACCCGAUCCAGGAUCACAAGUAGCGACAAAACCUCAUUUAUUAUCAACUGGUCAAGCGCAUACAAGAUCAUCCGGGUCACGGGGAGCAGCCCCAGGAGCUCCAGAUAAAGACGGAGCACUCUUGCGUGCUCUAGCACAAACCGAGAAUGAGGCCAUCGCCGUGUCCAGGGAUGGGAAACUCAAGGGUACUAAAAAUGCUCCGAUUGACCAAGAUUUUGCCAAUAUGCGUAUUGCAGAGGAAAAGGACAAGGAAGAAGCAUCCCGACGUCGGGCAGAAGAAAUGCGCAUUUGGGAGGAGUGCGAACGGGAUGUCAACGUCCGAGGGAAUUUCAUGGUAGUUGAGUUCGUAGACCUCGUGCGUCGAAAUCGUGGGCCACCCGCACGCAGUAUCAACCCUGCCUGGGAUGGGAAGCCAGAUUUCAAGAAGUUCAAAAAGAAAAUAGUAGGGCCGAGAGUCGCACGGGUAGACGUCUUUCCUAAUAACGAUGCAAAUGUCGAUUAUGGGAUGGGAGAUGACUAUUGGGAACAAAAGGCUGCGCUGGCUGACGUGCGAGGCUCAAGUGAAGGACCUCGUUCUAAUAUCCGCGUUCAGGAUGACGACUCGGACACUCCUAUGCCGAACAUAACAAGGGGAGUGCGCGGCCAUAAAGUAGCACAUGCAACUACACACUCAAAGACAAGUGUUAUAUCCGAGCCGAAAGCAAAGAUCAAGCCCCAACGCAUCGCCUUAUCGAGUGGCGAAUCGGAUGAAGAUGGAAUGAGGAAACUCAAGGGCGCCUCAUCCAAUGUCGGGAUAGGAAAGCGCCGACUGGCUGUAGGAUCUACACAUAAGACGAACCUCGCAGAUUUCGGUAUGCGUGACGAGGACUCAGGCUCAGAAGACGAGGGCGGAUCUCGUAGUAGACGACUCCAGGAAGAACAAUCUUUUGGAGCCUCGACAAAGGCUGGCGAUGAAGAUGCCGUUAGUUAUAUGGUAGAACAAGAAUCUCAUCAAGUAACUACUACCGGGGCUCUUAGUCAUAUGUCAAGUUUGGGUGAUGCAAGCCUAGGAGCCCGUAAACCAGCUACAUCUAGUUCGUCGGUAAUCAAACCUAGCAAACCAAAGAAGAUUGUUGUAGCCGACAGCGACUCGGAUGGGGGCGGGUUUAAAGGAUUUGGCACCAAGAGGCGCAAACGGGGAGUGGCGUAG
Molecule: messenger RNA, 3225 nt
Organism: Rhizoctonia solani
Lineage: Eukaryota; Fungi; Basidiomycota; Agaricomycetes; Cantharellales; Ceratobasidiaceae
Exons: 12
Coding region: 1-3225 (1074 amino acids)
Biological process (GO): double-strand break repair via homologous recombination; mitotic G2 DNA damage checkpoint signaling
Cellular component (GO): Mre11 complex
Molecular function (GO): damaged DNA binding; protein binding
Source: RefSeq, a predicted model, not a curated record